Molecule: messenger RNA, 600 nt
Organism: Thlaspi arvense
Lineage: Eukaryota; Viridiplantae; Streptophyta; Magnoliopsida; Brassicales; Brassicaceae
Source: the annotation of a GenBank genome assembly
CUACAUUCAAAAUAGAAAGGUACGUGGUUUCCAUGGGCUGCUAGUCUAAUACUAUUUAUUUUUCAAAAUUUUCCACAUCGAAUUUAACACAACAAAAAAAAGAUUAUGAGAAAUUUGUACAAGUAUUCAUAUAUAGAGCUCUCUUCCUCACACACACACAUUAAGAAAAGUAACCCUAAACUCACCCCACAAAAUAAAGGGUUCACUAAAAGCUCGACGAUCUCUCCUAGCUCCUCCGAGACGGUCCCAGAGGAAGACACUAGAGACUCCAGCGAAGAAGAAGACUGUGAGGAGGAAAACGUAAAAGAUGAAGAAGAAGUAGAAGACUGUGAGGUCGUCAUGAUGAUCUCCAUGUGUGCGGCUUUUAGAGCGGCGGCUUGGAUGUCACGAGGGCUAAGCGAGCUUGGCCGUGGGAAAGAACCGGCGAGGUCAGGGAAGUUGAGUAUCGCGGAUGUUCCUUUGAUGCUCAGAGCGGCUACGUCGUGUGCACGCGCCGCCAUCUCUGGCGAAGGAAACGUUCCGAGCCAUAUACGAGAUUUCUUCCUCGGCUCUCUUAUCUCCGACACCCAUUUUCCCCAGUUCCUCUUUCGGACUCCACGG